CAAUUAAGCCAGAGCGAGAGAGAGAGAGAGAAGGAGAGAGCGAGCGUGCUAGCGAUAGCGAGCCAACUGUUUUUAGACGGCGCUGCAAAGUCAAAAAAGAAAGAAAGAAAGUUUCAGCAAACCCAAACAACGACAACAAACGGUUUUGCAACAAGAACAACAACAACAACAACAAGCAACCACAGCAACAACAGUAACAACUUUUAUCGGGUCCAAUGUUGCAGCAAACAACAUGCAGCAAACAACAAUGGCAACAGCAACGAGAACAAAAACAACAACAGCAGCAGCAGCAGCAACAACAACAGCAGCAGCAACAACAACAACAACAAACAGCUAAAGCUCAAAGCUGUAAGAACAUGCGCCUUGGCAACAUGCGCCUUAGCAACAUGUUGCUAGCCAGCAACAGCACAACAACAACGAUAGAUUUUAAUAGUCGACGGCGACGCGGUCGUCUACGAAGCGCGCACAAAUGUUGCCAACAAGUGCCAGCAACAAACGCAAAUGUUGCUUAUACACAACAACAACAACAACAAACGAAACCAAAACAAACCAAACACCAUGCAAAGCUUUUGUUAUCAAUAAUGUGCGCGUGCAUUGUCGAUUGUGUAAAUAUUUUAAAACGCUUAGUAUUAUUAACAUUAACAACUAACAAAACAAACAACAACAACAACAACAACCACAACAGGCACGCCCAUAGGCGUGUUCAGCCGCUUUACUGCUUACCGCUGCUUUUGCUGCUGCUGCUCUGCAGCGCCCAGGCUCACAAGCCCAAAAGCGCCACUCAGCACAAGCAGCAACAACAACAACAACAACCGGCACACAACAACGAUGUCACGUUUAACAACAUGGCCGACGUGCCGCCCACUUAUCAAGUGAAAUCAUCGCAAACAUCGAACGAGGACGAAGCUGAAAUCCUUUAUCAGUCCUCUGAAAUGUUCGGCGAGGAGGAGCUGGACCAGGAGGAGGGGCGUGAUCUAAACGGCCGGCAGGAUAAUAUGCCCAAUCAACGCAGUUCCAAUGAAACGCUAAUCGACAUUUCAAACACCACGAAAACGCCACUAUUUCCAAAGGACCUAUUCACGAAAGAACAGCUUGAGAACGGCGCUGUCAUCCUGCACAUUAUCGGUGUAAUAUAUAUGUUUGUGGCGCUGGCAAUUGUCUGCGAUGAAUUCUUCGUGCCUUCCCUUGACGUAAUCAUUGAAAAGCUCGGCAUCACGGACGAUGUGGCCGGCGCAACGUUUAUGGCGGCGGGUGGCAGUGCCCCGGAGCUCUUCACGAGUGUCAUUGGCGUUUUCGUGUCGUUCGAUGAUGUUGGCAUUGGUACGAUUGUUGGAUCUGCUGUCUUUAACAUUCUCUUCGUGAUUGGCAUGUGUGCGUUAUUCUCGCGUACGGUCCUAUCGUUGACCUGGUGGCCACUAUUUCGUGAUUGCUCAUUCUAUAGCAUCAGUUUGCUGGUAUUGAUCUACUUUUUUCGCGACAAUCGCAUCUUCUGGUGGGAGGCGCUCAUCCUGUUUACCAUAUACAUUGCCUAUGUGACCUUCAUGAAGUGGAACGUACAGGUGGAGCAUUGCGUCAAGAAGAUGAUUACCAAAAACAAGGUGACUCGCGUCCGAAGUACAGAUCAACUUAUGCCAGCAGGUAAUGCGGCAAACUCAUCGGAAACGUCAAUGGCCACACAGCCGGGCGGUUCGGUGACAUCCCGAGCGGCCAGCGAGACCCGUUCGGGUCCGGCCGGUUCGAGCAAUGCGGGCGCUACAGGUAAUAGCAGUGGUGGGACCGCUGGUAGUACACAGACCGGUGCAAAAUUCCGUCAUGGCCUAUUACAGCUAAUGAUACACACGAUAGAUCCACUACACGAUGAUGAUGUUCCAGGCAAAGUGGACGAGAAGGCAACCCAGCUGCAUGCCAUUGCCUCGCUUAAAGUACUGCUGGAUGCCACCAAGCCGCAACGCGGUGGCGCCACCACCUCAGCGGCCAAUCAUGUCAAGAUUAAUCUCAAGGAGACAACAUUGGCCGAUCGACCCAAUGGAAAUAUCGAUACCACGCUCGAUUCGCCAUCGUUAAGUGGUCGACGUCCUAGCUGGAUUGAGCAGAGGGUCAAAAUUCAGACACGCAAAUUUAGCAUCAAAGCGCCUGAAAUAAUCGAGGACGAACCGGAGCCCCUGAGCAUGGCCUGGCCGGAUACGGCUCGCAAGCGGCUCACCUACGUCCUGGUCGCCCCACUUCUGGUGCCCAUGUGGCUAACAUUGCCCGAUACGCGCACGCCGCGCGGCAAACGUUUCUUUCCGGUCACCUUUAUAGGCUCCAUCUUGUGGAUAGCCGCCUUUUCCUACCUCAUGGUUUGGUGGGCCAAUGUCAUUGGUGACACAGCGCGCAUACCCCCAGAGGUUAUGGGCCUAACAUUCUUGGCGGCAGGCACAUCUAUACCGGAUUUGAUAACGUCGGUGAUUGUGGCGCGCAAAGGUUUUGGCGACAUGGCUGUGUCCAGUUCGGUGGGCAGCAACAUCUUCGAUGUGACUGUGGGCUUACCGAUACCCUGGCUGAUCUAUGGGAUUAUCUACGAUGCGCCCGUUGAAGUGAACUCGGUGGGCAUGGUCUGUUCCAUAACCAUAUUGUUUAUGAUGCUCGUAUUUGUGGUGCUAUCAAUUGCCUGCUUCCGUUGGCGCAUGAACAAGGGGUUGGGCUUUACCAUGUUUCUGUUGUACUUUGUCUUUGUUGCCGUUUCGCUGAUGUUCGAAUAUGAUUUGAUCACUUGCCCCUUCUAAACACCACAGAUGUGGGCAAAAUUGCAGCAACAAAAACUCUGCAACAAAGUCAAAUGUGACACACACCUACACACUCUCUCUCAUACACACAUUUACACUCACACACACACAGACGUACACGCGCAAACCAAUUAGCUAAAUUUAUAUACAAAACAAAUUAAUGAAUUAAAUUAACAAAUUGACUAAGCUAAUCGAAUUGUUAAAAAAAAAGAAAUGCAUAAAUCACGACACACACGAAGAAGCAAAACUAAAAGCUAAACAAAAACGAAUACGAAUACGAUGAGCAAAACAAAAAGCAAAAACAACAAAAGUAAACUUUAAUAUAACAAAAAACGAGUUAGUUAGUGCUAUGUGCAGCGUUUUUCCUUUUUCAACAAAAGAGACAUUUACUUUAAAUGUUUAGCCGCAGCUUUUUAAGCAGUUAUUAAUAAAAAGAAAGCCAACAACCUAUAAAACGACACACACACACACACAAAACUCUUUAGCUUUAUCUAUCUAUCUAUCCUUCUCUCUACUUGAACUAUGAACCUUAACAAACUUAUCCAUAAUUGAUUACCUACUUAUUAGAAAGAAAAAAACCAAAAAUAAUGGCUUCCCAAUCAAUUACUUUACUUAGGCGUUUGGGUUUUUUAAUUACUACUAAUUACGAUUAUAUAAAAUCUUAGUCCUAACUUGGCACAAGCACCUUCUGUACGUUACGUAACAAGACAGCCAUUACGUUGAGCAUAUUUUUUAUAACUCUGCAAGUGUUGGGCAGCAUCUUUCAAACUUUCAGACAAGCUACUUAACUGAAUUCGAGCCUUAACUGCUUGAGAAUUCCUAGCGAAUAUGGGCACACAUUUUUAGAUCACAAUGUGUGCUAAACUUUUAACAUGCAUGGAUUUGCCAAGUGAAUCCUUAACUGUUUUAGAAUUCUAAGCAAAAAUAGCUUUUAGGUCCAACUUGUGUUGCCUAGCCUGACUAGAACUUUUUGAGAAUUAAAUUAAAAAGCUGUUUAGACCAUUAAGUGUUCUAAAAUUUUAAAAGCUACAAAUAAUUGAAGCAUUUACCAAGUCCUUAGUAUUUUGAGUCCUUCAACAGUUUUCAUAUAAACGUAUGUUGAAAAAUUUCAGAGCUAAAAUCCUUUUAGGCUAGUUCCAACACUUGGCGCUCUCCAAUACUUUAAUUUGCAUGCUCCACCAACUAUAAAUUGUUCUAGUAAUUUUUCAAAAUAUAUGAAAAAAGAAAAAAAGAAAACAAAAACAAAAAGAAAGCUUUACGCCAAACAGAGCCUAAAUCAGUCUAGUUUUACAAAACUUUUGCUAUAUAUAAAACUUAUAUACCACACGCACACUUGCAUCGCAUAUAUAUACUUACUUAUAUAUUGACCUAUAUUAAUUAAGUGAUAAUUUGCGUACUUAUUAAACAAAGAAUAACUAUACUCAAAAAC
This is a messenger RNA of Drosophila novamexicana, 4194 nucleotides long. RefSeq names its product sodium/potassium/calcium exchanger Nckx30C. Gene Ontology annotation, molecular function: calcium channel activity; calcium, potassium:sodium antiporter activity. The record is from RefSeq and is a predicted model, not a curated record. Gene Ontology annotation, cellular component: membrane. Gene Ontology annotation, biological process: intracellular calcium ion homeostasis; calcium ion transmembrane transport. Lineage: Eukaryota; Metazoa; Arthropoda; Insecta; Diptera; Drosophilidae. The transcript is spliced from 8 exons. The coding region runs from base 216 to 2765 and encodes 849 amino acids.